UUGUUCCACUAGAGGCGACAGUCUGUUUUAUUAGACUGGGGAAGAAAGUGAUGUGGCAAAAAAAUGUACUUUUUCCAGGCUGUUAACUGUCUGGGAGAUAACCUUUUUCAUUGUUUCUCUUGUGGUGGCCUUUACAGUCUCCUCUUAAGGUAUGGGGAGAAAAAUUGACUAGUAGUGUUAUGGUGCAAGUCAACAUCUCUUACUUCCUCCCUCCACCAAUACCAUAUUACUCAGAUAAUUAUGCCAAGGUAACAGACAAAAUUGAUGAGUGUCUGGACAGAAAAAUUGAAAUUAUACCAGUGCUACCUCUUUCUGGUUGUUUGGGGUCGUUUGGUUGCCCUUAAUAUAUUUAGGUGUUUUAAAUACCACAAGAGUGUCCUGCGUUUAUUUUAUCUAGAAUAUGGGUUCAUAGUCUAUCAGUCAAGAAGCGCUAUAAAGCCUCGUGCCCAAUUUUCUUUUCUUUUAUGGCGAACAAUAGACUAACCUCAGAGAACUGAGAGGAGAGCAGUAUUCAGACUUAAGUGACAGGUUUCAAACUUUUAAAAUUGCCCAUUUUGAACUUAAAAUCUAUUAGAUUAGAAGAGUUUUAAGAAAGCUUUUUCCCCCAGUUGUAUUUGCCUUAUUUUAAGUUUUUUUAUAUUUUAUUAAAAUUUAUUUUAGUACUUUUUUUUUCUUCCUUACCACAGUGAAGACCAGCAGAGACAAACUAGAAGAUGCUUGGUCUCUAAGAUUUGACAAUAGACAAGAGUUUAGACAGUUGUUUGUCCACCUUUGGCAUCAUGUUUUCUUACCAAUUAGUCAGAUGUAAGUUGGAGGGAUAAAAGUGGUGUUUUUUAACGUUUCUUUAGAAGCACCUAGAGUAAAGCCUCUGUUUGGAUAUCAUGAGAAGGUACUGGGUUUGAGUUUGCAAAUGACGUUAUAAUCUUUGAAGAAGCUUUUUAUAGCCUGGGAAUUUAUUUCAACUUAAAGUUUAAGGUCUUUGUAAUCGUAUUUAGUUUAAUUGUUCAAAUAGGAGAGAAACAUUUUCAACUGUAGAAUUUGUGCUGGAAAAUAUAAAUGGCAGUAAUAUCAAGUACUACUGUCAGUGGUGUUUAGACCCAAAGAAAAGAUAGAUGUUAGAAUUGUUAUGAUAUUUCAGAUCACAAUAACAUUAAUGAAAGCAUGACAUGAGUACUAAGAGGUAACAACCAUUGUUGCAUAUUUUUCCAAUUACUUGAGAACCAUUGUUGCCAUCAUCACAUUCUGUGUUGGGUAUGACAUGGUCAUCUGGAACCAAUAGCAGCCCAGAAUGCCCAAGCGUGGAGCUACGCUAUCUGAGAAGUCUGCUGUGUGUUGAAGCCACAUUCAAUAUGGACCCGAAGGCUUUAGGGAAACUGGUGGAAUCCAUCAGUAAAACCGUCAAGAGCUUCAAGAAAAGUGAAGUCGAGAGCCUCGUAAUACUUUUUCACGGCUUGGUGGAAAAACCUGAUGAGAGGCUUGAUAACGCUAGACUAGAUCGGAGCACAUUUCGAAUGGUCCUGCACGGCUUGUUUGGAAUGACUGAUGAUAAGCUAAUGAAUAGGGUAUUUUUUGCAUUUGACAAAGACAGUGAUAACUGCAUAAGUGUAAAUGAGUGGGUUAAAGGAUUAUCGGUGUUUCUUCGAGGGACUUUGGAAGAAAAGCUGAAGUUCUGUUUUGAAGUUUAUUAUUUGAAUGGUGAUGAUGGUUACAUUUCUCGAGAGGAAAUAUUUGACAUGUUGAAGAACAGUCUACACCAGGAGUUAUCUGAGGAAGAGACUGAUGAAGGAAUAAGAGAAUUGGUAGAGAUAACACUGAAGAAAAUGGAUUAUGACAACGAUGGCAAGAUAUCUUUCGCCGACUUUGAAAAAGCAGUGAAAGAAGAUAGACUUUUGUUGGAGGUGUUUGGACAAUGUUUACCAGAAGAAAAGACUUGUCUUGAUUUUGAAACCCUGGCAUUCAAACACAUCCUGAAUUCUGUCUAGUUUUUUAAAGUGAAUCACUCAAUACUUGUAUUAAAAUAAAAAAACAGAUUUUGGAUGCCUAUCUUUAUUUCUUUCAACUAAUUCACAUAUAGUUAUUGCACUAUGAGAGGUAAUAUUUUAAGAAUCAUUUCUGUAAUAGUAAGUAUGGAUCAAAACAGCACUUAUAAUAGGUAAUGAUAAGCUAAUUUAUUUAAGUUAGUCAACAACCUUGUAUCUUGUAGCAUCAAGUCAGGCAUUCUCAACCCUCUUUUCUCUUGCUUCCUCAAACAUAGAAGUUGGAAACCUAAAACAUUCACUAUUCCAGACUCCUCAGAAACAGUCAUGGGCCCAGUUCUAGCCAAUAAGAUAUAAUUAAAGUCAGUAGAUGGUAUUUCUAGAAAAGUUUUUAUUAAAGGAAACGGUUGGCUGGCAAGUAUUUUGUCCACAAUAAACUAAUUUUAAAAGAUGAGACUAAAUUAAACAAGAAGCUUGAACGAAAUUACAAAGAAGAGUGCAUUAAAAA
Pipistrellus kuhlii (Kuhl's pipistrelle) is the source of this 2484-nucleotide messenger RNA. Its product is annotated as EF-hand calcium-binding domain-containing protein 1-like. NCBI's taxonomy places the organism in Eukaryota, Metazoa, Chordata, Mammalia, Chiroptera, Vespertilionidae. The transcript has 6 exons. Gene Ontology annotation, molecular function: calcium ion binding. The record is from RefSeq and is a predicted model, not a curated record. The coding region runs from base 1254 to 1982 and encodes 242 amino acids.